This is a messenger RNA of Dendronephthya gigantea, 1742 nucleotides long. RefSeq names its product transcription factor che-1-like. Gene Ontology annotation, cellular component: nucleus. Gene Ontology annotation, molecular function: DNA-binding transcription factor activity, RNA polymerase II-specific; RNA polymerase II cis-regulatory region sequence-specific DNA binding. NCBI's taxonomy places the organism in Eukaryota, Metazoa, Cnidaria, Anthozoa, Malacalcyonacea, Nephtheidae. The transcript has a single exon. Gene Ontology annotation, biological process: regulation of transcription by RNA polymerase II. The record is from RefSeq and is a predicted model, not a curated record. The coding region runs from base 1 to 1578 and encodes 525 amino acids.
AUGCAAGACUAUUCUGAAUUACCAUGUCCGUUUCCUAAAAUUGACCUAGAAACCUCGUAUGCUAAAGCAUUGACUCACCUUCGUGAAAAUUUUGCCAGUGAAGAAGCUUCACCUCUAAAACAGCAAGCGCCAAGCAUUGUGGAUUUCAUCAAUGACCAUGACAAUCCAGUUUCAUCAUCUGAAAUAAGCGAUCCAGGCUUUCUUUUAAAUCUUCAAGAAGCUGUAACAUCGUAUACGAUGACCUCUGAGCUAGGUUUUCCUGAGGAAUAUAAACCUUUUCAUAACAAUCCACUAGUGGACAAUAACCAAAUCGUUUGGCAAAGUCAACCAUCAUAUUCAUCAAGACAGCCAUUUUGCAACCAUCCAAGUGAUCCAACAACACAUCGUCUUCGACAUUUGCCUAUUACUUGUUUCAAUCCUUAUGAACAAGAUUAUUGUUCAUUUCCAUUCAGCCCGCAGCGUCUGUCCUAUUUUGAUUUCCCAUAUUCAAAUGAAGAAGAGAGCAAGAUGGUUCUACCAUGCAAUUAUUUUGAUCCAAACUUUGCUCUACCCCCAAUCCCAGACUAUUUCAAUGGAUCGCAAAUCCAGGAUGCUUUUAUACCGAUGCAGGGCUUGCCUCAUUUUUAUCCUCAAAAUUUAAUGCAACAAUCUUAUUUUAAUCCAUACCAAAUGGAGACGCACAGCGCCUCGCAAACCUGCAAUGACUAUCAUCUAACUAACGAGCGAUCCACAAAUUUCCUGAACGAGUUUCACCAGGAAAAUUUUCAUCACCUCCUUCACGACUGCCCUGACACGCGCAAUAUUGACUCCGAGGAUGGACUGCCUUCAACGACGAAUAAAAUUCCUGGAAACCAAGGAUACUUGGAAAAUUCUAUGAAUGUGGAUAUCUCUGGAACUCAACCCUCAUCACAUCAAGCAGUCAGUUUGAACGUCAAACGUCGUAAAAGGACCUCUUGUAUGUACGAAGGAGACCUCAAAGCAUCUGCUCCAAAGGCGUUUGGAGAGCCGGAAACGGGAACUGUUGUAAAGAAAACAAAUCAGACGAAUGCUCAAGAGGCACGCUUGAGUGAAGAGCCCAAACGACAAGCUGUAGACAAUGGAAAAGUGACAAGCAAGCGAGGCAGUCGGAGCUGUCCUGUAUGCGACCGGCAACUGGCAAGAACCUCGACUUUGAAGAUCCAUCUCCGUCAACAUUCCGGAGACAAACCUUUCAAAUGUGAUUUAUGUCCGAAAUCGUUUGCCCAGACAAGCUCACUCAAGUCCCAUCAUCGCACACACAGUGGAGAAAGGCCAUACACGUGCCCACGUUGUUAUAAAACGUUCGUGCAUUCGAGCGCGCUAAAGACACACGUGCGCACGCACACGGGAGAACGGCCUCAUCGUUGCCCGGUACCAACGUGUACCAUGGCUUUCGCUGAUAGUUCAAGCUUGUCGAAGCAUGCCCGCGUUCAUAGUGGCAAACGGCCUUAUAUCUGCGACGUUUGUGGCCGGCGGUUCACCCAGUCUGGAAACAUGCACAAACACAGAAGGUCGGUACAUAAAGAAACGAAUGAAUCUAUGGUGAAAAUGUGUUUGUGACUAUGGUUAUCUUUAUCCGAUUUCUCAAUCUCUUGUGUCAAUGAUGAACACUCAUUUCAAGUACAGUCUACUGACGGCUAACUAGUUCACGUUAAAAAACCAACCACACGCUGACCUCUAGUUUAGGCUAUGUUGUGUCUAUUGAUAUUGCUUUCCAUAUAAAA